AUGGGAAGAACCUGGCUGGAUCUGCCAGUUGGCCAGCACUUGCUGGCUCUGGGGCACAGGCACUUUUCAAACAAAUGGAGGAACAUGAUGGAUUUCGGAAAAUUCAGGCUGUUUCUUUGCCUUGUAGGGCUCAGCUGUGUUAGCUUCUGGGUUUUUUACCACAAUUUGACUGAAUACUGUAUAUUCUGUGAAAACAGCCAAGAUUACAUAUUCCCCAUGGAGACUUAUAGGAGAAUCGGAGGAAACUUCUUGCAGCUCCCGGAUAUAGACUGCCAUAAGAACCCACCCUUCCUUGUCCUGCUUGUGACAUCCUCAUACCACCACGUCGAUGCCAGGAUGGCCAUCCGGCAAACCUGGGGGAAGGAGAGAAUAGUUGCUGGCAAGCGCCUGGUGACGUAUUUCCUCCUGGGAAGCACUGUGAAUCUCAGCCAGCAGGCUGAGAUUGCUGCUGAAAGCCAAAAGUACAAAGACAUUAUUCAAAAGAAUUUUACAGACACAUAUUACAAUUUGACUUUGAAGACCAUGAUGGGAAUUGAAUGGAUUCACAGAUUCUGUUACCAGUCCAGCUUUGUGAUGAAAACAGACACAGAUGUGUUUGUCAAUGUUUUUUACCUCACUGAGCUUCUUCUAAAGAAAAAGAGGACCACUAGAUUCUUCACAGGCUUUUUAAAACUGCAAGAAUACCCCAUACGGAAAAGAGAGAGUAAGUGGUACGUAAGUAGAGAAGAGUAUCCGGGAAAGACCUACCCGCCCUUUUGCUCUGGGACUGGCUAUGUUUUAUCCACUGAUGUUGCUAGUCAGAUCUACAAUGUUUCAGAGAGCAUUUCGUUCAUUAAACUGGAGGAUGUAUUCAUAGGAAUGUGUCUUGCCAAAUUAAAAAUUCGACUGGAGGAGCUUCAUUCAGAGCAGACAUUUUUUCCAGAAAGGAUUAGUUUCUCCGUUUCUCGCUUUAAGAAAAUUGUGAUGUGCCAUGAAGUAGAACCAUCUGAGCAGCUGAGCUACUGGAAUCACUUAGUGACAGAAAAUCACGGAGGAGUGCUCUAG
This is a messenger RNA of Tauraco erythrolophus (red-crested turaco), 1044 nucleotides long. It is a transcript of the gene B3GALT5, whose product is annotated as beta-1,3-galactosyltransferase 5. Gene Ontology annotation, biological process: protein O-linked glycosylation. NCBI's taxonomy places the organism in Eukaryota, Metazoa, Chordata, Aves, Musophagiformes, Musophagidae. Gene Ontology annotation, molecular function: N-acetyl-beta-D-glucosaminide beta-(1,3)-galactosyltransferase activity. The record is from RefSeq and is a predicted model, not a curated record. Gene Ontology annotation, cellular component: endoplasmic reticulum; Golgi membrane.